Knipowitschia caucasica is the source of this 4635-nucleotide messenger RNA. The record is from the annotation of a GenBank genome assembly. NCBI's taxonomy places the organism in Eukaryota, Metazoa, Chordata, Actinopteri, Gobiiformes, Gobiidae.
AUGUCCUGGUCUCCCCCCUCCCCCUCCCUCACCUCUCCCCAUGUCCUGGUCUCCCCCCUCCCCCUCCCUCACCUCUCCCCAUGUCCUGGUCUCCCCCCUCCCCCUCCCUCACCUCUCCCCAUGUCCUGGUCUCCCCCCUCCCCCUCCCUCACCUCUCCCCAUGUCCUGGUCUCCCCCCUCCCCCUCCCUCACCUCUCCCCAUGUCCUGGUCUCCCCCCUCCCCCUCCCUCACCUCUCCCCAUGUCCUGGUCUCCCCCCUCCCCCUCCCUCACCUCUCCCCAUGUCCUGGUCUCCUCCCUCCCCCUCCCUCACCUCUCCCCAUGUCCUGGUCUCCCCCCUCCCCCUCCCUCGCCUCUCCCCAUGUCCUGGUCUCCUCUCUCCCCCUCCCUCACCUCUCCCCAUGUCCUGGUCUCCUCUCUCCCCCUCCCUCACCUCUCCCCAUGUCCUGGUCUCCCCCCUCCCCCUCCCUCGCCUCUCCCCAUGUCCUGGUCUCCCCCCUCCCCCUCCCUCACCUCUCCCCAUGUCCUGGUCUCCCCCCUCCCCCUCCCUCACCUCUCCCCAUGUCCUGGUCUCCCCCCUCCCCCUCCCUCACCUCUCCCCAUGUCCUGGUCUCCCCCCUCCCCCUCCCUCACCUCUCUCCCCAUGUCCUGGUCUCCCCCCUCCCCCUCCCUCACCUCUCCCCAUGUCCUGGUCUCCUCCCUCCCCCUCCCUCACCUCUCCCCAUGUCCUGGUCUCCCCCCUCCCCCUCCCUCACCUCUCCCCAUGUCCUGGUCUCCUCCCUCCCCCUCCCUCACCUCUCCCCAUGUCCUGGUCUCCCCCCUCCCCCUCCCUCACCUCUCCCCAUGUCCUGGUCUCCUCCCUCCCCCUCCCUCACCUCUCCCCAUGUCCUGGUCUCCUCCCUCCCCCUCCCUCACCUCUCCCCAUGUCCUGGUCUCCCCCCUCCCCCUCCCUCACCUCUCCCCAUGUCCUGGUCUCCCCCCUCCCCCUCCCUCACCUCUCCCCAUGUCCUGGUCUCCCCCCUCCCCCUCCCUCACCUCUCCCCAUGUCCUGGUCUCCCCCCUCCCCCUCCCUCACCUCUCCUCAUGUCCUGGUCUCCUCCCUCCCCCUCCCUCACCUCUCCCCAUGUCCUGGUCUCCUCCCUCCCCCUCCCUCACCUCUCCCCAUGUCCUGGUCUCCUCCCUCCCCCUCCCUCACCUCUCCCCAUGUCCUGGUCUCCUCUCUCCCCCUCCCUCACCUCUCCCCAUGUCCUGGUCUCCCCCCUCCCCCUCCCUCACCUCUCCCCAUGUCCUGGUCUCCUCCCUCCCCCUCCCUCACCUCUCCCCAUGUCCUGGUCUCCCCCCUCCCCCUCCCUCACCUCUCCCCAUGUCCUGGUCUCCUCCCUCCCCCUCCCUCACCUCUCCCCAUGUCCUGGUCUCCCCCCUCCCCCUCCCUCACCUCUCCCCAUGUCCUGGUCUCCCCCCUCCCCCUCCCUCACCUCUCCCCAUGUCCUGGUCUCCCCCCUCCCCCUCCCUCACCUCUCCCCAUGUCCUGGUCUCCUCCCUCCCCCUCCCUCACCUCUCCCCAUGUCCUGGUCUCCUCCCUCCCCCUCCCUCACCUCUCCCCAUGUCCUGGUCUCCCCCCUCCCCCUCCCUCACCUCUCCUCAUGUCCUGGUCUCCCCCCCUCCCCCUCCCUCACCUCUCCCCAUGUCCUGGUCUCCCCCCUCCCCCUCCCUCACCUCUCCCCAUGUCCUGGUCUCCUCCCUCCCCCUCCCUCACCUCUCCCCAUGUCCUGGUCUCCCCCCUCCCCCUCCCUCACCUCUCCCCAUGUCCUGGUCUCCCCCCUCCCCCUCCCUCACCUCUCCCCAUGUCCUGGUCUCCUCCCUCCCCCUCCCUCACCUCUCCCCAUGUCCUGGUCUCCCCCCUCCCCCUCCCUCACCUCUCCCCAUGUCCUGGUCUCCCCCCUCCCCUCCCUCACCUCUCCCCAUGUCCUGGUCUCCUCCCUCCCCCUCCCUCACCUCUCCCCAUGUCCUGGUCUCCUCUCUCCCCCUCCCUCACCUCUCCCCAUGUCCUGGUCUCCCCCCUCCCCCUCCCUCGCCUCUCCCCAUGUCCUGGUCUCCCCCCUCCCCCUCCCUCACCUCUCCCCAUGUCCUGGUCUCCUCCCUCCCCCUCCCUCACCUCUCCCCAUGUCCUGGUCUCCUCCCUCCCCCUCCCUCACCUCUCCCCAUGUCCUGGUCUCCCCCCUCCCCCUCCCUCACCUCUCCCCAUGUCCUGGUCUCCUCCCUCCCCCUCCCUCACCUCUCCCCAUGUCCUGGUCUCCUCUGGCCCCGGUCCCACCCCCCCACACCUCUCCCCAUGUCGUGGUCUCCUCCCUCCCCCUCCCUCACCUCUCCCCAUGUCCUGGUCUCCUCUGGCCCCGGUCCCACCCCCCCCCACACCUCUCCCCAUGUCCUGGUCUCCCCCCUCCCCCUCCCUCACCUCUCCCCAUGUCCUGGUCUCCUCCCUCCCCCUCCCUCCCUCACCUCUCCCCAUGUCCUGGUCUCCCCCCUCCCCCUCCCUCACCUCUCCCCAUGUCCUGGUCUCCUCCCUCCCCCUCCCUCACCUCUCCCCAUGUCCUGGUCUCCUCUGGCCCCGGUCCCACCCCCCCACACCUCUCCCCAUGUCGUGGUCUCCUCUGGCCCCGGUCCCACCCCCCCACACCUCUCCCCAUGUCAGGGGCCGGUGCCAGUCACGUCUCCUCUCGCCGUCUCUUCUCGCCGUCUCUUCUCUCGACGUCUCCUCUCGCCGUCUCCUCUCGCCGUCUCCUCUCGCCGUCUCCUCUCGCCGUCUCCUCUCGCUGUCUCCUCUCGCCGUCUCCUCUCGCCGUCUCCUCUCGCCGUCUCCUCUCGCCGUCUCUUCUCUCGCCGUCUCCUCUCGCCGUCUCCUCUCUUGCUGUCUCUCCUCUCGCCGUCUCCUCUCGCCGCCUCCUCUCUCGCCGUUUCUUCUCUCGCCGUCUCCUCUCGCCGUCUCCUCUCGCCGUCUCCUCUCGCCGUCUCCUCUCUCACCGUCCCCUCUCUCGCCGUCUCCUCUCGCCGUCUCCUCUCGCCGUCUCCUCUCUCGCCAUUGUCUCUCUCGCACACCGCUGUAAGGUCACCGUGCUACAGCCGCUCUGAUCCCUCCAUUACCGCAGCCGUUGGCAGAUUACACGCCUGGACCCGCGGCUCCACCACAAAGUCCUUCUUCAUCCAAACUAUGAUUAAUGCCUGCGGCGCGGACAGCUUGUUUGUUUCCACGCCUUCUCUCCCAGCCUCCCUACACCUCCUUUACACCUCCUCUACACCUCCUCCACACCUCCUCUACCCCUCCUGUACACACCUCCUCUACACACCUCCUCUACAGCCUCCUCUACACUUUCUCUACACCUCCUCUACAGCCUCCUCUACACCUUCUCUACACCUCGUCUACACCUCCUCUACAGCCUCCUCUACACCUCCUUUACACCUCCUCUACACCUCGUCUACCCCUCCUCUACAGCCUCCUACACCUCCUUUACACCUCCUCUACAGCCUCCUACACCUCCUUUACAGCCUCCUACACCUCCUUUACACCUCCUUUACACCUCCUCUACAUCUCCUCUACACCUCCUCUACACCUCGUCUACCCCUCCUCUACAUCUCCUCUACACCUCCUCUACAUCUCCUCUACACCUCCUCUACACCUCCUCUACAUCUCCUCUACAGCCUCCUACACCUCCUUUACACCUCCUCUACAGCCUCCUACACCUCCUUUACACCUCCUCUACACCUCGUCUACACCUCCUUUACAGCCUCCUACACCUCCUUUACACCUCCUCUACACCUCGUCUACCCCUCCUCUACAUCUCCGCUACACCUCCUCUACAUCUCCUCUACACCUCCUCUACACCUCCUCUACAUCUCCUCUACAGCCUCCUACACCUCCUUUACACCUCCUCUACACCUCCUUUACACCUCCUCUACACCUCGUCUACACCUCCUCUACAGCCUCCUACACCUCCUUUACACCUCCUCUACACCUCGUCUACACCUUCUUUACAGCCUCCUACACCUCCUUUACACCUCCUCUACACCUCGUCUACCCCUCCUCUACAGCCUCCUACACCUCCUUUACACCUCCUCUACAGCCUCCUACACCUCCUUUACAGCCUCCUACACCUCCUUUACACCUCCUCUACAGCCUCCUACACCUCCUUUACAGCCUCCUACACCUCCUUUACACCUCCUUUACACCUCCUCUACAUCUCCUCUACACCUCCUCUACACCUCGUCUACCCCUCCUCUACAUCUCCUCUACACCUCCUCUACAUCUCCUCUACACCUCCUCUACACCUCCUCUACAUCUCCUCUACACCUCCUCUUCAUCUCCUCUACACCUCCUCUUCAUCUCCUCUACACCUCCUCUACAUCUCCUCUACACCUCCUCUACACCUCGUCUACCCCUCCUUUACACCUCCUCUACAUCUCCUCUACACCUCCUCUACACCUCGUCUACCCCUCCUCUACAUCUCCUCUACACCUCCUCUACAUCUCCUCUACACCUCCUCUUCAUCUCCUCUACACCUCCUCUACACCUCCUCUACAUCUCCUCUACACCUCCUCUCUGGAUAAUUCCCGUCUGCUUUUACACAUCUCUCUCCAGUAA